Molecule: messenger RNA, 765 nt
Organism: Telopea speciosissima
Lineage: Eukaryota; Viridiplantae; Streptophyta; Magnoliopsida; Proteales; Proteaceae
Product: 60S ribosomal protein L21-1-like
Exons: 2
Coding region: 84-578 (164 amino acids)
Biological process (GO): translation
Cellular component (GO): ribosome; cytosolic large ribosomal subunit
Molecular function (GO): structural constituent of ribosome
Source: RefSeq, a predicted model, not a curated record
UUGCUAUUAGAAGAGAAACCUAGAGAAGUUUUCUUCUCUGAUUUCCAGUUGUGCCUGCUGAGAAGUGAAGUGAGAAGGACAACAUGCCGGCCGGCCAUGGUGUUAGAUCACGAACGAGAGAUCUGUUCGCUCGUCCGUUUAGGAAGAAGGGUUACAUUCCAUUGACGACUUACCUGAGGACAUUCCGAGUCGGAGACUUCGUUGAUAUCAAGGUUAACGGAGCCAUUCACAAGGGUAUGCCGCACAAGUUUUAUCAUGGCCGUACCGGUAAGGUUUGGAAUGUCACCAAACGAGCCAUCGGUGUCGAAGUCAACAAGCAGGUGCGAAACAAAAUACUCAAGAAACGAAUUCAUGUGCGUGUGGAGCAUGUCCUGCCUUCGAGGUGCAAUGAGGAAAUUCGACAACGCAAGAUAAAGAACGACCAACUGAAGGCAGAGGCUAAAGCCCGAGGUGAGGUGAUUAGUACCAAGAGACAGCCAGAAGGCCCUAAACCAGGUUUCAUGGUGGAAGGUGCCACUUUGGAGACUGUGACCCCUAUCCCCUAUGAUGUUGUUAAUGACCUCAAAGGUGGAUACUAGGUUAGCAGUUCCUUCUUGGUGUUCAGUUUUUGUCUGGUCAUUAUGGACGGUUGAUGGGAUUUAGAAUCUUGAGAUAUUUAUUUUCUUGAGAUUUCUUUUUGUUUGUUAUGAGUCUAAAAGAACAUCUAGUUUGUUUAACUAUCAAUUUUAGAUACAAGUGAAGUUAUUUUGUCAGAGAUCUUGAAUG